This is a messenger RNA of Miscanthus lutarioriparius, 1728 nucleotides long. NCBI's taxonomy places the organism in Eukaryota, Viridiplantae, Streptophyta, Magnoliopsida, Poales, Poaceae. The record is from the annotation of a GenBank genome assembly.
AUGAAGCAGCAACUUGCCAAGCUAGUAGGUGUGGUGACGUUGCUGGCACUGCUAGCUCUGCUGGAGCUGGCCACCACCGCCAGCGUCAAGCUCACCACCGACGACCUCAACUCCGAGGCGUCGCUAUGGGGGCUUUACCAGCAGUGGUUGUGUGCAUUGGGGGAGGGAUUGAUGGCCAACAGCGAGUAUGAGUACGUGAAGAGGGAGUUCGAGUUUGAUCGCUGCCUCCCGCCCUCUAACUGGAUCGUUGUCCGCAUCGACGGCUGCCACUUCCACAGGUUCUCGAAGAUUCAUGCCUUUGAGAAACCGAAUGAUGAGAACGCUCUAAGAUUAAUGAAUGCUUGUGCCACUGCUGUGCUUGAGAAAUUCCCGGACAUAGUCUUUGCUUAUGGUGUUAGUGAUGAGUACAGUUUCAUUUUCAGAGAAGAAACAGAGUUCUAUCACCGGCGAGAAAGCAAAAUUCUCUCUUUAUGUGUUUCCUACUUCACUUCUGUGUACGUAAUGAAGUGGAAAGACUUCUUUCCUAACAAAGAGCUGAAGGAGCCACCAUAUUUUGAUGGUCGAGCUGUAUGUUACCCAAAUUUGAAGACUAUUCGUGAUUAUUUGGCUUGGAGACAAGUGGACUGUCAUAUAAAUAAUCAGUACAAUACCUGCUUCUGGAUGUUGGUGAAGUCUGGAAAAAGUGAACAAGAGGCUCAGUUAGCUUUGAAGGGAACAUUUGCAAAGGACAAGAAUGAGCUGCUUGCUCAACAAUUCCAAAUAAACUAUGAUGAUGAACCAGCUAUGUUCCGCAAAGGAUCCAGUGUUUACCGAGAGAAGGUAGAAACAACUGUGAAGAUUGAUGACUUUGGGGAUCCCAUAAAAAGACCAAGAUUGAAAGUUACAGUGGCACAUGUUGAUAUCAUAGGGCCUGAGUUUUGGGAAAACCAUCAACACAUUCUUCGAGAAGGAAAAUUUUUGCAUUGGUUUGUAAAGAAAUUUGGCAUCAAUCACAUCCUUUCACCUUGUAAUUGGAUCGUUGUUCGCAUCAAUGCUUGCCAAUUUGAUCAAUUCUCAACAAUUCAUUCAUUUGACAAACCAAAUGAUGAGACUGCACUAAGUCUGAUGAAUGAAUCUGCAUCUUUGAUGAUGGAGCAAUACCCUGACAUCGUCUUUGCCUAUGGUUUUAGCAAUGAGUAUAGUUUUGUGUUCCAUGAGAAGAGUGAGCUAUAUCAGAGACAGGAAAGCCUAAUCCUUUCAUCAUGUUCUUCAUAUUUCACUUCUCUUUACAUAACGAAAUGGAAAGAGUUCUUCCCCCACAAAGAAUUAAUGCAGACACCACGCUUUGAGACAGAAGCUCUAUGUUAUCCAAAACUAAAGAUCGUAUGUGAAUACUUGUCAUGGAGGCAGGCAGAGUGUCACGCUGGCAACCAAUACAAUACAUGCUUUUGGAUGCUAGUGAAAUCUGGAAAAAGCGAAAAAGAAGCCCAUGAGAUAUUAAAGGGAACAUUGUCUAAAGAUAAAAAUGAAUUGCUUUUUCAGCAAUUCCAAAUGAACUACAACAAUGAACCUGCUAUGUUCCGAAAGGGUUCAUGUAUUUAUCGGCAAAAGGUGGAAGAACUUGCAGGAGCUGAGGACGGCGACAAUGACACAACAAGAGAGCGGUGGCAUGUGAAAGUGGACCAUGUUGACCUAGGACCCGGGUUCUGGCGAAAGCAUCCUUGGAUAAUGACUAAUUGCACUCAGUAG